This is a messenger RNA of Monopterus albus (swamp eel), 997 nucleotides long. It is a transcript of the gene kgd4, whose product is annotated as alpha-ketoglutarate dehydrogenase subunit 4. Bases 108 to 452 code for a protein of 114 amino acids. The transcript has 5 exons. Gene Ontology annotation, biological process: 2-oxoglutarate metabolic process. The record is from RefSeq and is a predicted model, not a curated record. Gene Ontology annotation, molecular function: oxoglutarate dehydrogenase (succinyl-transferring) activity. Gene Ontology annotation, cellular component: oxoglutarate dehydrogenase complex. NCBI's taxonomy places the organism in Eukaryota, Metazoa, Chordata, Actinopteri, Synbranchiformes, Synbranchidae.
AUUUUAUUAUCAAGGCGGAGUGAAACUGAAGAUAUUUGUCUUUGUCCUGGCAUAUUUCGACAGCUUAAAGGCGCUUUCUAUACCGGAAGUAAACCUGAGAGGUCGUCAUGGGGAGCAAAGUCAGCUCCAAAAUGGCAGCUCCUACCACUCGAGUUAUUCAGGCUGUUCGGCCUCACGCUCCCCUGAUUAAGUUUCCCAACAGGCAAGGCAUCCCAAGGCCCAAUGUUCAAGAGGCAUUGAAAAUGUUAACAGUUAACUUUCCACAACACAAUGCUCCCAGUUCUCCUUCGGCUCCAACGCCGCCUCUGUUAUCAAGACCUCACGCACCUUUGAAUCCAGCCCCUAGCACGCCUGACACCCUGGCCUCUAUUCAGUUAGUCCCUGCAAGGUACCGCAGGAGACCGCUGACAGUGGAUGAAAUUGACUACAUCCAGCGUGGUGGACCAGAGUGACAUGAAGCUACUCAAUCACUGCAGCCAAAGGCCACAUCUGUCGGAGAUCAGUGUUUUUAUUCAUCAGCACAAGAAAAAUGAAUGCCACGAGACACGAUGUAGAAUAAAGGGUUGUGUAAAUCCUGUUAAAAUGUACAUAUGUUUAUUUUUAGGUUUUAAAUUUGUAUUGUAAGUUCAAAAUAAGGGGCGUCUUCACUGUAUUUCAUGCACCAUCAUUAACAUUAGCUUCUAUGUUUUCCUUUAUUUACUGGCACCACAACUGUUUCUUGCAGAUUUUUUUGCCUGUGUUGAAACUUAGUUUUAGCAUUAUAAACAAGUCAGGAUUUUUCAGAUUUUUAUUUUCUUCAUAUUAUUUACCCAAAAUUGAAGCACAAGGUUCUGGUACAGAGAAUCAUCGGGAGGUUUCUUUGUUCUCUGUCACUGCAGUAAACUAACCGACUGUUUUUUGGAGCUAACAAAGGCUGAAGAGGUGCUGGAUAUCACAUCAUAUUGCAUGAAAUGGUGCUGAGGUCAUGUGAACUACUGAUUAAAAGACUUGUAUUUUG